Molecule: messenger RNA, 1729 nt
Organism: Mesoplodon densirostris (Blainville's beaked whale)
Lineage: Eukaryota; Metazoa; Chordata; Mammalia; Artiodactyla; Ziphiidae
Gene: ZNF25
Product: zinc finger protein 25
Exons: 6
Coding region: 249-1634 (461 amino acids)
Biological process (GO): regulation of DNA-templated transcription
Cellular component (GO): nucleus
Source: RefSeq, a predicted model, not a curated record
AUGAGCAAUUCCACCUCCCCUCAGCAGCCGCCAUUCUCCGUCUCGCUCCCCGGCUGGGAGAGGACUCAGGCGCCUCCAGUCCGCUCGGCGCCGCGGAGGGCGGGGCCUGGAACCUGCGCGGGCCGGGAGCUGAGGCCGAGCCCCUGCAGGUGAUUCCUGACUGCAAGAUAAGGUCUCUUACGACUUCUGUCUUCCAACUUUCCCUGUGCUGACUUCAUAGUUUCUAUACUUUCCAAUAGCAGCAGAAAAUGAACAAGUUCCGGGGACCAGUAACAUUCAAGGAUGUUACUGUGGAAUUCACCCAGGAGGAGUGGCAGUUGCUGGAUGCUGCUCAGAGGACCCUGUAUAGGGAAGUGAUGCAGGAGAACUAUCGUCACCUCAUCUCAGUGGGUUAUUGUGUGAAUAAGCCAAAUGCAGUCUUCAAGUUGAAGCAAGGAAAACAGCCAUGGAUAUUAGAAGUAGAAUUUCCACGUCAGAACUACCCUGAAGACCUAUGGAAUACUCGUGACCAAGGAGCAAGAUACCAGGAAAGCCAAGCUAAAAAUUCAAGGAAUGGAGAACUCACAAAACAUCAGAAAACUCAUACCAAUGAUAAAGCCUAUAAAUGCAAUGAAUGUGGAAAGUCCUUCUGCCAGAAGUCUGUCUUCAUAAUACAUGAGCAUACUCACUCAAAGGACAAACCCAGUGAAUGUGGGAAAUCUGUCUCUCGGAAUGGAGACCUCACAAGACAACAGAAAACUCCUACCAGAGAGAAGACCUAUGAAUGUAAAGAAUGUAAGAAAACUUUCUACCACCUGUCAUCUCUCAGUAGACAUUUGAGAACUCAUGCAGGAGAGAAACCCUACGAAUGUAAUCAGUGUGAGAAAUCCUUCUACCAGAAGCCACACCUCAUGGAACAUCAGAAAACACACACAGGAGAGAAACCCUAUGAAUGUACUGAAUGUGGAAAGUUCUUCUACGUUAAGGCAUACCUCAUGGUACAUCAGAAAACACACACAGGGGAGAAACCAUAUGAAUGUAAGGAAUGUAGGAAAUCCUUUUCCCAGAAAUCACACCUCACAGUACAUCAGAGAACACAUACAGGGGAGAAACCCUAUAAAUGUAAGGAAUGUGGGAAAUUCUUCUCUAGAAAUUCACACCUCAAAACUCAUCAGAGAACUCACACGGGAGAGAAACCCUAUGAAUGUAGGGAAUGUGGGAAAUGCUUCUACCAGAAGUCAGCCCUAACAGUACAUCAGCGAACUCACACAGGGGAGAAACCCUUUGAAUGUAAUAAAUGUGGAAAAAACUUUUACUAUAAAUCAGACCUCACUAAACAUCAGAGAAAACACACAGGGGAGAAGCCCUAUGAAUGUAAUGAAUGUGGUAAAUCUUUCUCUGUGAAUUCAGUCCUCAGAUUACAUCAAAGGACUCACACAGGAGAGAAACCCUAUGAAUGUAAAGAAUGUGGGAAAUCCUUCUCUCAGAAAUCACAUUUUGUCAUACAUCAGAGAAAACACACAGGAGAGAAACCCUAUGAAUGUCAGGAGUGUAAGGAAACUUUUUUCCAGAAAUCAAAACUCACUGCACAUCAGAAGACACACACAAAGGGAAAAGCUUAUAAAGAGUAUAAAUUGGGAAGUUCUUCUGUCUGAAUUUAUCCUUCAGAAUAAUCAGAUAAUUUACAUGAGACAAAAACCUUAUGAAAUAUCAGUAUGGGAAAAUUUCAGCCACAGUCUUUCAUCAUGGA